UGCCGGCUUGAGAAAACGGUCGCAUGACCACGGCCAAGGUCUUGUCGGGCCCCGUGCCUCCGGGUCCUGCGAACGGCGAUGUUCGGCGAGGGCCGUACCCAGUACGCCGCAACGCGUUCAUUCUGAGCGUCAGCCUCAUCUGUCUUCUCAACGUGCUAUGCAUGCCGAUGAAAGCCUACCUCUCGGAAGACGUACCGUGGGGGCCUCUCAUUGAGCGUCCGGUCUUUCCCAACUACUCGAGCUUCAACACGGCGAUUCUUGCGAGAUACCAAGCCGAGUACGCCUUCGACCGACUUCCCAACACGAGCACGUACUUUAACGAUGCGUCGAGCGAUGUCCAAGUUGUGCGGCUCGCUUUGGACCUCAAUCAACACGUUCCCGUCGCUGUCGAGGACUGCGUUGGCUCGUUUCUUCUCGGUAUGCCUGGCGUGAUCUACUUUACGUCGUCUGUCCGCACUCUCCUGUGCGCACUCGGCGCAACCGACCGCGUGGUACCGGCGCAGUGGCACAACAAAGGUCUGUGCGCCUACGACAUGUAUUUCACCAUCAACUUGGGCCACCAAUGUGUCUGGCUCGAGUUUGACCCGGCCCAACCAAGCACGCUUGUCGUCGUGAGCGCUCUGGUCAUGUACACGACGUAUGCAUGGCGCUGGUUCAAGUUUGUCUUUCGGAUUCUGGUGACGCUGCGCAUUCUACAUGUGGUCUGGACCGACUACUACAUUCAUUGCUACGCGCUCGAGCAUGCGUUCGCGACGCGCGGGCACUUAACCAAUAUGCCCGAUGGCGACUGGAGUUACGAGGUGCUCUGGGGGGAUCCCACCGCAUUUGUCUUGCUGCAUCCGGAAAUUGCACUGGCCUUUGUCAUCGACUAUUGGCUCAGCGUCGACGUCGUCACAGUCGUGAUUGUUCGCGCCAGUCAGAACGACGAUAUUGUCGUCAUGUUGACGGCGUUUCUGUACCUCUCGCGGACCGUUUGGUUUGCGUAUGCUGCGAUGGGCCUCACCUCGUUCGUGCUCAAGCGCUCGCACAAAGAGCAUUUGUUCGCCGAAGUCGACUUGACGCUUGUCGCGAUUGGCGCUACGUGCUAUGGCCCGGCUGCGUCGUGGGCCUCUGGCAACGUCGCGUUUCUUCUGCAAACUUUUCAAUUCUUCUUUGAAGCCAUCGUGCCAUUGGCAGCCAAAGGCCAGGAGUUUGAGGGCUGCUUGUCGUCGCUCGUGUAUACCAUCAUGCUGGCGUCGAUGCCGAUCAUGUAUGGCUUUACUCGGCCGCUCCUACGUCGUCGUCAGCCGCCCACGGUGGACCCGGCGCGCUAUAGCAGCUUUCUCUACAACGGCUUCAAGACGCGUCUUGUGUUUGCUGCGCUGCACCACUGGACCCGCGACUACCGGGCGGGCAUUCCGUCGGUCGGCGGCUCGAUCUACGCGCUCUUCGACUCGAAUGCACGCUACAAACAGUAUCCCACGACGCGCUUUCGCGGACCCGACUGUUUUGUGCACUGCUACUGCAAUGGCAAGCUGGUCGAGAUCCUUCGCCUGAGCCUUCUCGUCGGUCUAGACCGGAAUGGGAACGCACCAAACGUAGUGAUCGCGACGAGCGACCAGCCGUCGCUGUAUACAGUCCACACGAUUCAGCUGCCAACCAGUGAGAAGCAGAAAAUGCCGCUUUUGCGCUGCCCGUUAACCCCAAGUGCGUGGUGUCUUUAAUUUCAUGGUCAACAUUGGUUGACUCAAUGUUGAAGAGAAUGACGUUUCGUAAUA
This is a messenger RNA of Saprolegnia diclina VS20, 1757 nucleotides long. RefSeq lists its product as hypothetical. The transcript has 4 exons. Bases 24 to 1703 code for a protein of 559 amino acids. The record is from RefSeq and is a predicted model, not a curated record. NCBI's taxonomy places the organism in Eukaryota, Oomycota, Saprolegniomycetes, Saprolegniales, Saprolegniaceae.